AUGCGAUUUCUUGGAGAUAGUUCUCUCUGUUCCAGUGGUUUGUCGCGAGAGCACUGUUUUUUAGUCUAGCGAUCGUCGUUAAUGAAAGUAAGUGCGAUUUUCUGGAACGGUCGAUUGGAUUUAAAAGUAGUAGCAGCAAUUUAACAGGACUUCAUUGAUGAUGUCAGCACAUCUUCUCGGUCGGACGCCCGUUCCACUUGGACAGCAGGAGCAUCAAGUGGAACGUACUGUUCCCCCAACUUUGCGACAGUGCAAGAAAUUCGUGGAUGAUGCACAUCAGCAAUACAUCGAAAUUCGUGGCGCAGAUGCGAGUGGUUUGCCAUAUUCGGCAAAGUUUUGGCACGGCCAUUUGUUCUGGAAACUGCACGGGGAGGAACACCUGGUGACAAUCGGGUCAGAUUAUGUGGCCCAGGUGUCGAUCGAAACCAGUGCUGAGCUGGAAAAUUCAACUAAUAUUGGGCAAGCGCGAGCAAUAUUGAUGAAACGAUUGAAGGUCAAUAGGGUUCUGCUGGACCAAACGCAAAAUCAGAUUGCACAUUUUGCUGAUUUAAUAAAAACGCAGCUGAAAGAUAUUGGUGCUGCAUGCGCAACAGAAUCCAAAAGUGUAAAGUGUCUGCUGGAUGUUAUGAGAAUAGCUGAGAAGCACUCGCAUAAAAUCGGAUUUACAUUUUGCAAGGAUUUGACAUCGAGUAAAUUAGUUUACAGCACUAGUUUGAAGGUAGCCUUCAUAAUGUAUGCGGCAGCGAAAAAUAAACUGCGAAGUAGAAGUACUUUUCAACGAAUGGCAAAGUGGUUUACUGAAUGGAGCAAAAAUAAUAGCUUUUUGCGUGAGACGUUGGACGAAGUAUUGAAUCAACACAAAAAUGUACUUUUGGGGCGCUGCUUGCCUUCAAUCAAAAGCUUAUUGGAAAAUCUCGAGCCACGACGGUGCUUGUUGUUCAGAAUAGCUGAUAUAAAGCUUUUCAGCGAUUUGGAAUGUACACUGGAUGAUACCAUAUGCAGUACAGUAUUGCCAGUAAUUGUGAAUAAUUUUAUUGGACGGGUAGCUGCUCUUAAACCAGCUGAAUUUGGUGUAUCGUUACCACUGGCAAACGAGAUCUUUUUUUAUAUAUGUAAAAGCUUAACGGAGGUGGUAUCGAGCCUUCAGAUAGCUCUUGGCAUUGAAGAAGUGGUUCAAUAUUCAGAAAAUCGAUGGGAAAUUGCAGCAUCAAUUAAGCCUCAAAGUGUGUCUGUGAUGGUGAGAUGUUUAGUAAAACAACUCGAAUAUCUGGUUGAGGUUGCAAAUCAUUUCGAGCCAGGAAAACCCACUUCAAGAACUAACUACCCUUAUCAGUUCCAAAACAAGGUGCUUGAAGGCACAGAAUCCGACAACAGUGGGCAGCAUUUGUGGCUUUGCUUAAUGGAUAUAACAGUUAUGCACAUUUUUGAAAGCGAUGUCAAACAUAUCGAACAUUUUACAGAAAUGUUCAACAUGUUUUAUAAAUGUUUGACAUCAUCAGACUCACAGUCUGAGUCACAGGAGUCCUUCCGCAUGAUAACACAUAACACGCUGGAAUUUGUAGCCCAGGCUGAGCAAUCCGGAUUUAGAUGCAGUGAGAUCGAUGGGGAGAUUCUCAAAAGGCAGAUUAGCUUUAUGAAUCAAUCCUUCUCUUGUGGUAGAUUCAGCUUCAAUCAAUAUCGGGAUGCAAUAGAUGUUUUUAAGGAUUAUCGAAAACUGAGUAACCAGUUAUUAUCUGAGCUUCCGAACAAAUUAAGAGCAAUAUUUUUGGAGGACCAAAUUGCCGAACUGCAGAAAAUGAUUUUAGACAUCCCAUUCCAAGUACUUCAAAAAAAGGUUGAUCUCAAAGAUGCCACGAAAUUCUUCAGAGUGUAUAAUGAGCUGCUUCUAGGAUUGGGUGAUUUGUCCUUUGAGUGGUAUGUGCGAAUCAGUAAUGCAGAUAUUAAAACCAAACUAAUUGAGCGGAAUGAUAUUCAAUGCGUUCAAAACCGACUAAAAGAGACUGAUAAUGAAUGUUAUUUGGUUCUAAAUUAUGACAAUUUUGCUCAAACCUGUGAAGCUGAGGGAGUACCACAGCACUAUCAAUUAAACAUUGUAUCUUCGCUAUUACAAGUUGUGAUCAACACAUUAGAGAAGCGUAGAUGGAAACGAGGAACAAAUAUGUUGACCGAUGCAGACCAGGUAAACGUUUCGAUCCAUCUAAUCAACUCUGUAAGAAGCUCUUUGGGAUAUCUAAAGGAGCAACCCGAAUACAUCGACUUUGAUAAAUAUUCCGAAGAAUCCAUAAAACCCUUCAGCAGCGUUCUUGAAGAAAGCAUUUCACCUGACAAUUUUGCAAAACGAGCUGCACUGAUCAAGAAAUCUUUUUGGUACAUUCGCAAUCAGAGAGCUAUUGGAAUAAACGAGGCGCUGGAGUUGUUCAAACAGAAAAAUUUCAAUUUCAAUGAAGGAAUGUUACGGACGAGCUUCAAACUUUACAGUGAUCACUAUGAAAAACUCAUGCGUGAUUUCGGUGACUUGGAUGAUGACGCUAAAAUCGAAAAAAUCGUAAUGGAAACUAGGGCAAGGAUUAGUUCUCAGCCAUGCUGGGAGUGGAGAGCAGAUUUCAAAACAAAGACCAUACCACACAUGCUGGCCGGCUUAGCAGCGGCCUGGUCCAUCUUGGUGUCAGAGGAUGUCUCCAGCUCAGGACAUUUCCUAAAACCACACACUAUUCAAGUUAUUAGCAUUUUAAGAUUGCUCUCCGUUGACUCCUACUCAGUCGGUGUCGAAAAUCAUCUGGCGGAAAUUCUCACUGGCCAGGGGAAGUCGGUUGUUCUGGGCCUCAUGGCGGCUGUUCUGGCGUUACUUGGCCAUGAUGUUGUGGUUGUUUGCUACAGCAAAUAUUUGGUCAGCCGCGAUUCGAAAGAUUUUCAGGAACUAUUUGAACGAUUUUCCAUCGACUCGAAAAUAUCGUACAAAACUUUCGAAAGUAUGCCAUUCGAACAAAUCGAGCCGCUUUCUAGAAAAGUAAAACAAUAUAUAAGCCAAUGCAUAGGCAUUCCAUAUGCAGGAAAAGGAGAUGCUGUUAAUAAUAAGGAUUUGAGUAAUACAGUGCUGUUGAUAGAUGAAGUUGAUGUUUUCUUUUCGGAUACUUUCUUCGGAAACACAUACGACCUUGGAUUUUUCCCUCCGAUUACAGGGCUCGGGAUGGUACAGCAAAAGAUUUGGGAACUUGCUGAAAAGAGAACAGAAAACAUUGAAGAUGUAAUAAAGAAUUAUAUCAACACGUCGGAUCACCCUGAUGUCAUGCAGCUUAAAAUGCUCUUAGACCGUCCGGAUUCGUUUAAACUUAUUCAUAAGGAAUUGGAUGUUUGCGAUGUUUUGGAUUACACGAAUGAGUCUUUAUUUUCACUUCAUUUUCAACGAAUGAUAGAAACAGCUCAAGAUAUCUAUGCUAGAAAAUUGGAUGACGAUUGGAUCGCCGAGUUCAGACUCAACGCUAAUGGCAUAAUAACGUUCAAGGACGAUUUGGGCGAGUACCGUGGAAACUAUUACAACGGAUAUAACAACAUCUUCAUCUAUUUCAAACUUCAAAAUACCAAUUUUGUACAAACCAUCAAUGGGUUCCACAACUUUGGCUACUUGAACUUACAUUUAGCAUCUUUUUCUGCUGCAAAAAUACCGGAAAAGUAUCCUCUGAUCCUUGGGGUGACGGGCACGCUGACAGGUUUGAUCGCAUAUGAAAAGGAGAUCAUUGAAAAUCACUACAAAAUCCUGCGAACAUCGAUAAUGCCAUCGUUCUUCGGCACAUCCAACCUGAAGUAUAAUCGACAAACUGACUUUCAAUGUCUUCCGGAUGAAGACAAUUGGAGACUGGCCAUAUUUAUCAAAAUCAAUGAAAUUGUCAGUGCACAACGCUCUGUAAUCGUCUUCUUUGACGAGGUAUCGAAUAUAAACGCAUUCAAAAAGGUAUUUGAAUCGAAGUUGGAUCGAUUAAACGAACUAACCAUCAAUACGGAGACCGGCUCCAGAGAGCGCUGUAUCGCCGAGUCAGGCUUCGCCCGGACCAUUACUUUGGCAACCAGUGAAAUGGGGCGUGGCGUAGACUACAAGUCCUCGCUGCCGGUGGAGCAAAAUGGCGGAGUCCAUGUUAUUCAAACCUUCUUUUUGCUAGAUGAGAAAGAAGAGACGCAGAUCAGAGGACGCACUGCUCGCAAAGAUAACCAUGGGAGCUUCGAAUUGAUUGUUUGUUAUCCACAUCUAAAUGAAUUAAAACUAGUUGAUAAGGAUGUGGGAAUAGAUGCCAUCAACUACAAUUAUUUGGACAGCUCCAGAAAGAAAUUGACUGCAGAGUUAGGUCAGGAAAAGGCAGCCAAGCUUGAGAAGGCAAAUGCGCUACAUGAGAUGUCGAUUCAGUUUUGCGAUGGUAUUUGAAUAUAUUUGAUUUGAUCUUUGUAUUACAAUUUAUAAAAACAGUUAUAUGAUAUUCCUUCAAUAAAAUAAAUAUUUCAA
Messenger RNA from Armigeres subalbatus, 4492 nucleotides. RefSeq lists its product as uncharacterized. Gene Ontology annotation, biological process: protein import; protein targeting; intracellular protein transport. Gene Ontology annotation, cellular component: membrane. Lineage: Eukaryota; Metazoa; Arthropoda; Insecta; Diptera; Culicidae. The coding region runs from base 158 to 4414 and encodes 1418 amino acids. The transcript is spliced from 2 exons. Gene Ontology annotation, molecular function: ATP binding. The record is from RefSeq and is a predicted model, not a curated record.